GGAAAUUCCGGUUAGUUUUUUUUUGCAUGCUGGAGCCAUUGUACAUCGUCUCAAUCAAUUUACGGGACAUAAGCUGAUUUUUAUUGCCAAAAACUAAAAAUCAUGGCUCUCGAAUCGCGCAUCACACAGGAAGAAAUCAAGAAGGAGCCGGAGAAACCUAUCGAUCGUGAAAAGACUUGCCCUCUUCUGCUUCGUGUAUUUACCACCAACAACGGCCGACACCACAGGGCAGACGAGUUUGCCAGAGGAAAUGUACCGUCCAGUGAACUGCAGAUUUACACAUGGAUGGAUGCUACUUUGAAGGAACUGACGAGCCUGGUGAAGGAAGUCUAUCCAGAAGCCAGGAAAAAAGGAACACACUUCAGCUUUGCAAUUGUCUUUCCAGAACCUAGGACCAAAGCCUACAGGUUAAAAGACAUCGGUAGCACCAUUUCUGGCAGGAAAGGUGCAGAUGACUCCAUGACAUUGCAGUCACAGAGGUUUCAGAUCGGGGACUAUCUGGAUAUAGCGAUCACGCCUCCCAACAGGGUCCCACCUCUUAGCACACGCAUGAGACCCUUCUAAACACAGCAUUCAUAUGUACACCACAGUUCAACACAAGCCCACGUUUAUGGAAGACAUUCAAAUUUGUUUUCUCUUUCUGAUGGUUUUUGCCUCAUUUUUUAUUGUACAAUGUGACACGUAAUAAAAGUGCUUUUUUCUA
Molecule: messenger RNA, 703 nt
Organism: Boleophthalmus pectinirostris (great blue-spotted mudskipper)
Lineage: Eukaryota; Metazoa; Chordata; Actinopteri; Gobiiformes; Gobiidae
Gene: sap18
Product: Sin3A-associated protein
Exons: 4
Coding region: 103-564 (153 amino acids)
Biological process (GO): negative regulation of DNA-templated transcription
Cellular component (GO): nucleus
Molecular function (GO): transcription factor binding; transcription corepressor activity
Source: RefSeq, a predicted model, not a curated record